Elaeis guineensis (African oil palm) is the source of this 958-nucleotide messenger RNA. The record is from RefSeq and is a predicted model, not a curated record. Lineage: Eukaryota; Viridiplantae; Streptophyta; Magnoliopsida; Arecales; Arecaceae.
GGUUUCAGGACUCCCUCGGUCUUGCCCUCCCACACCCGCCCCCCAAAUAAAAUAUAUAUAUAUAAAUUCCGUAUAAUUUCUUUUCUUUUGGUCGAAGCUCGGAAUCAAUGGCGACGUCUGGAAAUAAUAUCAAAAACGCUAAAUUGGUUCUUCUUGGAGAUGUGGGAACUGGGAAGUCUAGUUUGGUUUUACGUUUCGUGAAAGGACAGUUUGUUGAAUUCCAGGAAUCAACAAUUGGUGCAGCGUUCUUCUCACAGACAUUGGCAGUGAAUGAUCAAACAGUGAAAUUUGAGAUCUGGGAUACUGCAGGACAGGAGAGAUAUCAUAGUUUGGCUCCUAUGUAUUACAGAGGAGCUGCAGCUGCUAUAAUUGUAUAUGAUAUAACGAAUUCGGCUACAUUCACGCGAGCAAAGAAAUGGGUUCAAGAACUUCAAGCCCAAGGUAACCCAAGCACAAUAAUGGCUCUUGCUGGAAACAAAGCUGAUUUAUUAGAAGCCAGGCAGGUGUCUGCAGAGGAAGCCCAAACAUAUGCUCAGGAGAAUGGCCUUUUCUUCAUGGAAACUUCUGCUAAAACAGCAACCAAUGUCAAUGACAUAUUCUAUGAAAUUGCAAAGAGAUUGCUCCAGUCUCAACCACUACAGAACCCUCAAGGAAUGAUUCUCACAGAUAGACCAGCUGCAAGAUCUGUCAAUACCACUUCUUGCUGCUCUUAGUGCCCAUCACCAACUCACUAGUCAAGUGAUCCAUUAAAGUUACCAAACAAAAAUAUCUGAGGUGAACAGCCACCGGCUCCACAACUAUUUUCUCUGCUCAUGAUCCGCAUUUCCCAUAUUUUUUACUGUGAAUACUAGAUUUUUAUUGUUUUAAGAACUGCACUCCAGCCAAAGAUUCCAACAUGGCUUUGUAUUAAACUUUUGAGAACUACAUUUAUGGGAAUUCUUCAUAUUUCAGACUUCAU